Messenger RNA from Apaloderma vittatum (bar-tailed trogon), 394 nucleotides. RefSeq names its product golgin subfamily A member 7B-like. The record is from RefSeq and is a predicted model, not a curated record. Gene Ontology annotation, cellular component: palmitoyltransferase complex. Lineage: Eukaryota; Metazoa; Chordata; Aves; Trogoniformes; Trogonidae. Gene Ontology annotation, biological process: peptidyl-L-cysteine S-palmitoylation; protein targeting to membrane.
AGCGCGUCCCUGGCCACCAAGGUCUUCGUGCAGAGGGAUUACAGCGACGGGACCACGUGCCAGUUCCAGACAAAGUUUCCCCCCGAGCUGGAGAGCCGGAUUGAGCGGCAGCUCUUCGAGGAAACCGUGAAAUUCUACGCCGAGGCUGAGAAGAUUGGGGGCAGCUCAUAUUUGGAGGGGUGCCUGGCCUGUGCCACCGCUUACUUCAUCUUCCUCUGCAUGGAGACACACUAUGAGAAGGUCCUGAAGAAGAUCUCCAAGUACAUCCAGGAGCAGAAUGAGAAGAUCUAUGCUCCACGAGGGCUGCUGCUCACUGACCCCCUGGAGCGUGGCAUGAGGGUUAUUGAGAUCUCCAUCUACGAGGACCGAUGCAGCAGUGGCAGCUCCAGCAGUG